Molecule: messenger RNA, 729 nt
Organism: Arabidopsis lyrata subsp. lyrata
Lineage: Eukaryota; Viridiplantae; Streptophyta; Magnoliopsida; Brassicales; Brassicaceae
Product: nucleolin 1
Exons: 4
Coding region: 204-545 (113 amino acids)
Molecular function (GO): nucleic acid binding
Source: RefSeq, a predicted model, not a curated record
ACUAGUUUUAUUUUUUUUGGUUUCACAGUUUUGCCUUCAUUCAUAUUGCGGGAGAAGGUGCGGAAGAGAAGGCGUUGGCACUUAGUGGAAGUGACGCGGGAGGAUGGAAUGUAUUCGCUAAGUCUUCACCGUAUGAUGGACAAUACGUUGAUCCUGGACGGGCUACUGCGGAAUCCCCACGCUUCAGUCUUCCACAACGCAAGAUGAUAGUUACGGGGUAUGACACCUCGCUUCCUGAGAUUGAUAUCCAGAUUCGGCUGAGUAACCAUUUCUCUUCAUGUGGAGAGAUCACGAAUGUUAUGAUUCCCAAAGACGCAAACGGUGGUCUCGACAGCACUGCUCUCAUUUCUAUUCUGGGAGCAGGCUCUGUAGAGAAGGCCCUGGAGCUUGGUGGAUGUGACGUGGGAGGAUGGAAUAUUGCAGUUGUUACGGUUUUACCGCCACUAGGCACAACAAUAAGAUACUGCUCCUCAUCAUCUCUUUCUUCACCUAUCAAGUCCAAGAUGACUACGAGGACCAAGAAGAAGAAGUCGACUAUGGAGUAGAAUCUUCCUUUCUUAGAAGAAGAUCGAAGCUCUUUGAUGUUUCUUUUAUACAAUAUGCAACUUCUUAUUAUUCCCUCCAUUAUUAUCACUGAGUAAGCUAGGAAGACACGCUGAUUUGGUUUUAUGGUUAUGUAUGUCUGUUACCGACUUUGUAAUUAUAAUUAUUAUUAUUAUUAUUAUUAUG